AUGAGCACCGCAACGCCCCAAACUACUACGAAGAUGUCUCUUCUUCCUCAGGACCUGCGAGGCAAGAAUGCCCUGGUAACGGGUGCUUCUCGCGGUAUUGGCCGCGCCAUAGCUAUCCACCUUGCCAGUCGCGGAGCAAACGUUCUCGGUACCUGCGCAUCGUCUGGAUCACUGAACCUACUGGAAUCUCUUGAAAAGACAGUCCAACAGGGCUACCACUCGAGCGAGCUCGAUGCCCCAAAGUCCAGGAUGAGUUCGGGUGGCAAGCUCAACAUCAUUGUCAACAACGCAACCCACUUUGAAGCGCGGCCCGUCCGUGAGCUUGAUGCUGAAUUCAUCCAGAGGGUCUUGGUGGGCAAUCUGCAGUCUUUGGCCCUGAUGAUGGACGUUCUUCUCAGACGAGACUACAUCCAGCAGGAAUCUCGCAUUGUCAAUAUCUCAAGCGAUUGGGCUCGUACCGCAGCAGCAUCCUAUGCCAAGUUGUACGCAUCCACCAAAUCAGCAAUGGAAUCCAUGACCAGAUCUUGGGCAGAUAUUCUGAGCCAGGACACAAAGACGUUGGGAACUACAGUGAACUCCCUCUCAGUGGGUGGCACUGCGACGGAUGCGUUCACUGGAAGUGCACCGCCGGAAAUGCGCGAAGCCGCAUUGAAAGUUCUGAGCGAGGGAAAACCAGUUCACAACGGAGUCGGACUUCCAGAGGAUGUUGCCAAAGUCGUUGGUUUGGUCGUAAGCGAAGCAGCCCGCUGGAUCAAUGGAAGUGUCAUCGCAGCCAACGGCGGCUCAGUCAAAAUUUUGUAA
This is a messenger RNA of Colletotrichum phormii, 801 nucleotides long. RefSeq names its product 3-oxoacyl-reductase. Gene Ontology annotation, molecular function: oxidoreductase activity, acting on the CH-OH group of donors, NAD or NADP as acceptor. The coding region runs from base 1 to 801 and encodes 266 amino acids. The record is from RefSeq and is a predicted model, not a curated record. The transcript is spliced from 4 exons. Lineage: Eukaryota; Fungi; Ascomycota; Sordariomycetes; Glomerellales; Glomerellaceae.